GUGGAUCCUAGACUCUUUGAGUUAUAAAAAUAACACUAAUGUAAAUAAUUCUGACAUAGAAAAUCCUGAACAAAAUAUUGGUGUUUACUUACCUCCUAUUGAAACAUCAUCUCUUCAGCUACCACCUUACUUACGAAAUAAGGAUGCUAUCAUAUUUGAGGCCAGAAAUGAAACACAAAAUAAUAUGGAUGGAAAUUCAAUUCAUAAUGUAGAUUAUACAAAUGAAAAUUCAAGUGGAAAUUUAGAUAAUUUGACAGAUGUUACCUCAGCCCUUAAUUUAACUGCAUUAUAA
Acaulospora morrowiae is the source of this 292-nucleotide messenger RNA. Lineage: Eukaryota; Fungi; Glomeromycota; Glomeromycetes; Diversisporales; Acaulosporaceae. The record is from the annotation of a GenBank genome assembly.